This is a messenger RNA of Aspergillus pseudotamarii, 1884 nucleotides long. Its product is annotated as lysophospholipase family protein. Gene Ontology annotation, biological process: glycerophospholipid catabolic process. The record is from RefSeq and is a predicted model, not a curated record. Bases 1 to 1884 code for a protein of 627 amino acids. Lineage: Eukaryota; Fungi; Ascomycota; Eurotiomycetes; Eurotiales; Aspergillaceae. Gene Ontology annotation, molecular function: A2-type glycerophospholipase activity. The transcript has a single exon. Gene Ontology annotation, cellular component: intracellular membrane-bounded organelle; cytosol.
AUGAAGGUCGCCCUGCUCACCUUCGCGGCGGGCCUGGCCAAUGCCGCCUCGCUCGCCGUCACUCCACGGGCUCUCCCCAACGCCCCUAAUGAAUAUGCUCCCGCCAAUGUUUCCUGUCCGUCGACUCGCCCCAGUAUCCGCAGUGCCGCCGCCCUGUCUACCAAUGAGAAGGAUUGGCUGCAAGUGCGUCGGAAUGAGACCCUUCAACCCAUGAAGGAUUUGCUCGGUCGGCUCAAUCUGACCUCCUUUGAUGCUUCUGGGUACAUUGACCGUCAUAAAAACAAUGCAUCGAACAUUCCAAACGUGGCCAUUGCCGUUUCGGGUGGUGGUUACCGCGCUUUGACCAAUGGCGCGGGUGCUAUCAAGGCGUUUGACAGCCGUACCUCCAACUCCACAGCCCGUGGACAACUCGGAGGCCUCCUGCAGUCGUCGACUUAUCUAUCGGGCCUGAGUGGCGGUGGCUGGCUCGUAGGCUCUGUAUACAUCAACAACUUCACCACGAUCAGUGACCUGCAGGCCAGCGAGAAGGUCUGGGACUUCAAGAACUCUAUUCUUGAAGGCCCUGAUGUUAAACAUUUCCAAUUGAUUAACACUGCCGCCUACUGGAAGGAUCUGUACGAUGCUGUGAAGGAUAAGAGGGAGGCGGGGUUCAACACAUCGUUGACCGACUACUGGGGCCGCGCUCUCUCCUAUCAGUUUAUCAACGCUACCACCGACGAUGGCGGUUCCGAUUAUACCUGGUCGUCGAUCGCCCUGACCGACGACUUCAAGAAGGGCAAGAUGCCCAUGCCCAUCCUCGUCGCCGAUGGACGUAACCCGGGCGAAAUACUUAUUGGAAGCAACUCGACCGUGUAUGAAUUCAACCCAUGGGAGUUUGGCUCCUUUGAUCCGUCUGUAUACGGCUUUGCGCCAUUGGAGUAUGUCGGAUCAAACUUCGAGAACGGUGAACUCCCCAAGGGGGAAUCGUGCGUGCGUGGCUUUGACAAUGCGGGUUUUGUCAUGGGUACCAGCUCGUCCCUGUUCAACCAGUUUAUCUUGCGUCUAAAUGGCACCGAUAUUCCUAAUUUCCUCAAGGAGGCUAUUGCUGAUGUCCUGGAGCACCUAGGCGAAAAGGAUGAGGACAUUGCCGUCUAUGCACCCAACCCCUUCUACAAAUAUCGCAAUUCCACGGCAGCCUAUUCGUCGACCCCGGAGUUGGACGUGGUCGAUGGAGGUGAAGAUGGACAGAACAUACCCCUGCACCCCUUGAUUCAGCCCAGCCGCAAUGUGGACGUGAUCUUUGCCGUGGAUUCGUCCGCCGAUACAGACUAUAGCUGGCCCAAUGGGUCCUCUCUGAUCUACACUUAUGAACGUAGCUUGAACACCACGGGUAUCGCCAACGGGACUUCCUUCCCUGCGGUGCCCGAUGUGAACACGUUCCUCAACCUCGGCUUGAACAAACGCCCGACCUUCUUUGGAUGCAAUUCGUCCAACACCAGCACCCCGACCCCGUUGAUUGUCUACCUGCCUAACGCCCCUUACACCGCCGAGUCCAACACCUCGACCUUCCAGCUGGCGUAUAAGGACCAGCAACGCGAUGAUAUCAUCCUGAAUGGCUACAACGUCGUUACUCAGGGCAAUGCCAGUACAGACGCGAGCUGGCCAUCGUGCGUUGGGUGCGCCAUCCUCCAACGGUCCACUGAACGUACGAACACUAAGCUUCCUGAUAUCUGCAACACCUGCUUCCAGAAUUACUGCUGGGAUGGCAAGACCAACACCACCACCCCGGCGGCCUAUGAACCGGAGAUUUUGAUGGAGGCGUCGACUUCCGGGGCCUCGAAGGAUCAGCUGAACCGCACAGCUGCGGUCAUCGCGUUCGCGGUCAUGUUCUUUAUGACGAUGUAG